Messenger RNA from Nothoprocta perdicaria, 2921 nucleotides. It is a transcript of the gene PPIL2, whose product is annotated as peptidylprolyl isomerase like 2. The transcript has 21 exons. Lineage: Eukaryota; Metazoa; Chordata; Aves; Tinamiformes; Tinamidae. Gene Ontology annotation, biological process: protein folding; protein peptidyl-prolyl isomerization; protein polyubiquitination. Gene Ontology annotation, cellular component: catalytic step 2 spliceosome. Gene Ontology annotation, molecular function: peptidyl-prolyl cis-trans isomerase activity; ubiquitin-ubiquitin ligase activity. Bases 7 to 1572 code for a protein of 521 amino acids. The record is from RefSeq and is a predicted model, not a curated record.
GCCGCCAUGGGGAAGCGGCAGCACCAGAAGGACAAGAUGUACAUCACGUGCACCGAGUACACGCAGUUCUACGGAGGGAAGAAGGCGGAUUUUCCACGAACUAAUUUUAGGCGUUUAUCAUUCGAUCACUGCAGUUUGUCUCUGCAGCCAUUUGAGUACCCAGUUUGCACCCCAGAUGGGACAGUCUUUGACAUACUGAACAUUGUUCCUUGGAUAAAAAAAUAUGGAACCAAUCCAAUCACAGGAGAAGUAACAGACUGCAGGUCUCCAGUUAAAUUAAAAUUUAGUGGUCUGGAAGAGGGUAAAUACCACUGCCCAGUGCUGUUCACUGUAUUCACCAAUAACUCCCAUAUUGUGGCCAUCAAGACAACUGGGAAUGUGUUUGCCUAUGAGGCAGUUGAACAGCUGAACAUAAAACCAAAGAGCUACAAGGAUCUUUUGACAGAUGAGCCCUUCACUCGGCAAGACAUUGUGACACUGCAGGACCCAACAAACUUGGAUAAAUUCAACGUCUCUAACUUCUUUCAUGUUAAGAACAACUUAAAAAUAAUUGAUCCAGAGGAAGAAAAAGCAAAGUUAGAUCCAUCUUACUAUUUGAAAAAUACAAAUACAGAGACGCGAGAGACGUUGCUGGAACUUUAUAAGGAAUUCAAAGGAGAUGAUAUUCUAGCAGCUACCAUGAAGGCUCCUGAAAAGAAAAAAGUGGAUAAACUGAAUGCAGCCCACUAUUCUACUGGAGCAGUAAGUGCUUCCUUCACAUCCACUGCGAUGGUUCCAGAAACUACCCAUGAAGCAGCUGCUAUUGAAGAGGAUAUUGUAAGAUACCAGUAUGUGAAGAAGAAGGGCUAUGUACGACUUCACACUAAUAAAGGAGACCUAAACCUGGAGCUGCACUGUGACAUGACACCACGAACCUGCGAAAACUUUAUCAAGCUAUGCAAGAAAAACUAUUAUGAUGGAACAAUUUUUCACAGAUCAAUUCGUAAUUUUGUGAUCCAGGGAGGUGAUCCGACUGGAACAGGAACAGGAGGAGAAUCUUACUGGGGAAAACCUUUUAAGGAUGAAUUUAAGCCCAACUUGUCCCAUACAGGACGUGGAGUUCUCAGUAUGGCCAACUCAGGACCUAAUACAAACAAGUCACAGUUUUUCAUCACCUUCCGUUCCUGUGCRUAUCUGGACAAGAAACAUACGGUGUUUGGAAGAGUGGUUGGUGGCUUUGAUACUCUGACUGCUAUGGAGAAUGUGGAAAGUGACCCCAAAACAGACCGUCCCAAGACAGAAAUACGAAUUGAAGCAACAACUGUUUUUGUGGAUCCGUAUGAAGAAGCAGAUGCCCAGGUUGCUGCAGAAAGAGAAAAGGCCCAACAAGAAGAAGCAGCAGCCAAAGCAAAAGUUGAGAUAGCCCCRCCAAAGAAAGAAAUCCAGACUCCUAAAACUUACCGACAAGGGAUUGGAAAAUACAUUAACAUGGCUGCAGCGAAGCGCAGUGUGGAAGAUGACGGCCCCUCCACCAGCACAGCUGCGAAGAAGGAGAAAAAGAGCUCGGGCUUCGGGGACUUCAGCUCCUGGUAGCAGAGCGAGGAGCCUAGCACCGAUGCAGCGCGGUGGGGAAGACGGGGCGGCCUCCCGCGCGUCCCCGAGAGCCCCAACGCCAGCCCGUCCUGGGGAGGGAAGGCACUGCCUGCCCUUCCACCCACAAAGAAAACUGUUGCUUUGUUAAGGCAGCUUAAUGCGGCUUUGUUCUCCAGAGAGCUGCGGUCCCCAGUGCAGCUUCCUUGAAGGCUUUUUGUUGUCGUGUGGGGAGCAGAGAGCAGCGUCGCUGCUCCGAGGCCUCGCGGGCSCCUGCGCUGCCCACUGCGCUCCUGUCUCAGGUAAUGGUUUCCAGAUGAGCCCCAUCUGCCAGCCCGACAGAUGAAUUAACGUGCCGGGGAAGUGCCUGCCUGGCUUUGCCAAGGGGAGGAGAGGCCUCCAGCUUGUUCUGCCCUGCCUGGGGCUUCCCAUCCUUCCGAGCUCUGUUUUGCUGCUCCUUAACGUGGACCAAAUCUGUCUUCCACAGUCUGUGCCUCUGGGAUGGCCCCAGACCGGCUCCACAGGGCCUCCCUGCUCCCUGCAGGCUGAGCUGGCUGCUCCCCUUCCCUCUGGCAGCCUGGGCAGCAGCCGAGCUGCCCGGGCACCCACUGAAGCUGGUUGCUGCCCUGCUGCCUCUCCAGAGCUGUUGUGGCAGCCCACGGGGCCGGGACACCUCGAUUCCAGCUUGCCCGCCGGCUCCAGAAGCUACAGCCCGAAGGAACGCACCAGGAACCAGAAGGGUUUCACGGGGUUUGUUUUAGCCAUCCCCAAGGCCUGCUGCUUGCUAGGAGCACAUCCUGCAGUCUGCCCCGCUAUCGGGUUUCUCAUUAGAGAAAACRUGAUACAGUCAAGAGGAGUGCAGGAUACUUACCUUGAAUGCCCACAGACCUAAUAGGGUGCUCACUAAAGAGUUAGGGGUAGAGACGUAGCAGCCUGUGAAGUUGUAAUCUCAAAACAUCAUGUGUGUUACCAUCAUUCAGGCAUCCUAGGCUAGAUCCAGAACACUUCCCGUUCUUGGGCAUUUUCGAAAUGCCCUCCCCACCUCCACAUGGCUGAGGAGAUAGUUUUGUAAUCAGAUUUAUAGCUGAUGCAUUUAUGGCAGUGCAUUCGUGUUUUAAGAGAAGUUUCCAUUUUUAUGAAAUUGCUGUAAAAACUUUUGUUAACAUGUUUUGCAUUAAAUGCCUUUAUUUUCCUUUGAAUGCUUGCCUUUGACUGCGUUCAACUGUCAUUUCCAAGAUCAUGGCGUUACAAAAUUGAUUGUCUUACCAGGAAAUGAUUCAUUCCUACUUUUUGAGAUGCUCAUAAAAAAACGCUGGGAUUUUUGCGGAUAUGAUUACAUCUUUGUUAAAUCA